This is a messenger RNA of Neocloeon triangulifer, 2658 nucleotides long. RefSeq names its product endoplasmin (gene Gp93). Bases 147 to 2564 code for a protein of 805 amino acids. Gene Ontology annotation, molecular function: ATP hydrolysis activity; ATP-dependent protein folding chaperone; ATP binding. Lineage: Eukaryota; Metazoa; Arthropoda; Insecta; Ephemeroptera; Baetidae. Gene Ontology annotation, biological process: protein folding. The transcript is spliced from 12 exons. The record is from RefSeq and is a predicted model, not a curated record.
GUUAUACUAGGGGCUGCUUAAACACGUAAACUCGCAGUUCGAAUUUGAAUGUCGAAGAGUGACAACUUUUCAUUUUGCGGGUAGAACCAGAAGGGCAGAAAUUUCUGCUUCUGAGUAUCUUUUUUCAGAAAUCUUCGCAUUUAAGAAUGAAGAAAAAUUAUUUUUUACUAGCAGUGGGAAUUCUGCUCUUAACAGGGCUCUCUGGUGUGACUGCGGAUGAGGAUGAAGACAUAAAAACUGUAACUGUUGAACCAGACUUAGGAAGCAGCAGAGAGGCGUUGAGGACAGACGAUGAAGCUGUCAAAAGAGAAGAGGAAGCAAUAAAACUUGACGGUCUCAAUGUCGCACAAUUUAAACAGCUCAGGGAAAAAGCAGAGAAAUUCACGUUCCAAGCAGAAGUGAAUAGAAUGAUGAAGCUGAUCAUCAACUCUUUGUACAAAAAUAAGGAGAUUUUCCUUAGAGAACUGAUCUCGAAUGCCUCAGAUGCUUUGGACAAAAUAAGACUAUUGUCGUUAACAGAUCCUUCCGCGUUGUCAUCCACUCCUGAUCUAGCCAUUAAAAUUAAGCUCGACCCUGACAACAAGGUGCUGCAUGUUAUAGACACCGGAAUCGGAAUGACUAAAAAUGAUCUAAUCAACAACUUGGGCACCAUUGCAAAAUCAGGCACAGCAGAAUUCCUAACUAAAAUGCAAGAAGACUCGGAUUCACAAGACACCAACGAUAUGAUUGGCCAAUUUGGUGUUGGAUUUUACUCUGCUUUCCUUGUGGCUGAUAAUGUCGUUGUCACCAGCAAAAACAACAAUGAUGACCAAUACAUCUGGGAGAGUGACACAAGCAGUUUCAACAUUGCUCAGGAUCCAAGGGGAAACACUUUACCAAGAGGAACACAGAUCAGCCUUCAGUUGAAACCAGAAGCCAGCGAUUACCUACAGCCUGAAACUAUCAGGAACCUUGUGAAGAAAUAUUCACAGUUCAUCAACUUCCCCAUUUACUUGUGGGCCAGCAAGACAAUCACUGAAGAGGAGCCCAUUGAAGAGGAAGCAACCAAGGAAGAGAAGGAUAUUGCUGACGAUGAGGAUGGAAAGGUUGAAGAGGAAGACGCAAAGGAAGAAAAACCUAAGACCAAGAAAGUGGAGAAAACUGUUUGGGACUGGGAAAAGCUAAAUGAAGCAAAGCCCAUCUGGACCCGAAAGCCUACAGAAAUUGAGGAGGAGGAAUAUAAUGCUUUCUACAAAACCUUGACCAAGGACACCAAAGACCCCUUGACUAAAGUGCACUUUGUUGCCGAGGGAGAAGUCACUUUCAAGUCCCUUCUUUUUGUUCCCGAGACCCAACCUGGUGAGGGAUUCAAUCGAUAUGGAACAAAAACCGACCACAUCAAGCUUUUCGUGCGCCGUGUUUUCAUUAGUGACGACCUCCAAGAUAUGAUGCCCAGUUAUUUGAGCUUCAUCCAAGGCGUUGUGGACUCUGAUGAUUUGCCUCUGAAUGUGUCUCGUGAAACGCUGCAACAACACAAGUUGAUUAAAAUCAUUAAGAAGAAACUUGUCCGCAAGGCACUGGACAUGUUGAAGAAAAUGGACAAAGAUGAAUAUGAAAAGUUCUGGAAAGAAUAUUCCACAAACAUCAAGUUGGGAGUGAUUGAAGACUCUGCUAAUCGCACACGCUUGGCUAAGCUGCUCAUGUUCCUUUCCUCCUAUGACUCUGCCUUGACUAGUCUGGCAGAUUAUGUCUCCAGAAUGAAGCCCAAUCAGGAGCACAUCUACUACAUUGCCGGAGCUAACAGGGAUGAAGUUGCCAAGUCGCCAUUUGUUGAAAGGCUUCUGAAGAAGGGUUACGAGGUUCUGUACCUUGUCGAAGCCGUAGAUGAGUACUGCAUCUCUGCUUUGCCAGAGUUUGAAGGAAAAAAGUUCCAAAAUGUUGCGAAAGAAGGAUUUACAUUGGCAGAUUCGGAAUCUGACAAGGAAAAGAAGGAGGCCUUGAAAACCCGCUUUGAGCCUCUGAUCAAAUGGUUCAAUGACGAUGCUCUCAAGAAUCACAUUGCCAAAGCAACCUUGUCUGAAAGGCUGUCCGAUUCACCAUGUGCCCUUGUCGCCAGCAUGUUUGGCUGGACUGGCAACAUGGAGCGUCUUGCAGUUUCCAAUGCCCAUCAGAAGACAGAUGACCCACAGCGGACUUAUUAUCUCAACCAGAAGAAGGUCUUGGAGGUGAAUCCUCGCCACCCUCUCAUUAAAGAACUGCUGCGAAGAGUCGAAGAUGACCCUGCCGAUCCUACUGCUAAAGACAUGGCUCUCAUGAUGUUCCGCACGGCAACCCUGAGGUCGGGGUACAUGCUUAAAGAUACAUCCGAGUUUGCUGCCAGUGUCGAAGCAAUGAUGAGGAAGACUCUAGGCAUUUCCCCAGAUGAGAAGCCCGAUGAGGAUGAAAGUGGAGAAGACAAGACUGACGAAGCAGAGGAGGAAGUUAACACAGAGGAGCAUGACGAAUUUAUUAGCACUGAAGACGGGCAAAACAAAAUUGAAGAAACAGAGGAAGAGGUUAAAACAGAAGAGCGUGAUGAGCUGUAAUCGAGAUUUUUGCUCUCAUCUGGGCUAUCAUUAAUUAAUUUUUGUUCAAACACACUCACCAUACAUUUGAGAAAUUCAUAAAAUAAACAUUCAU